AUGAAUUACUCCUCGUUCCUUCGGAUCUGGGUCUCUUUCAUCUUCGCGCUGGUACAGCACCGAGCUCAGCCCAGGGAGCUCAUGUACCCAUUUUGGCAGAAUGACACCAAAACCCCCAAAGUAGACGACGGAAGCUCCCCCGAGAUCAAGCUGGCCAUCCCCAUCUUCUUCUUUGGCGUGCCUUACCGCACCGUCUAUGUCAAUAACAACGGCGUUGUCUCCUUCAACGUGCUGGUGAGCCAGUUCACGCCCGAGUCCUUCCCCUUGACGGACGGGAGGGCCUUCAUCGCCCCGUUUUGGGCAGACGUGCACAACGGAAUCCGAGGCGAGAUCUACUACAGAGAGACCAUGGACCCUGCCAUCCUGACAAGAGCCACCAAGGACAUCAGGAAGCACUUCAAGGACAUGGCAGCCUUCUCGGCCACGUGGGUCUUCAUUGUGACCUGGGAGGAAGUCACGUUUUACGGAGGGAGCAGCACCACGCCCGUGAACACCUUCCAGGCCGUCCUGGUGUCUGAUGGCUCUCACACAUUCACGCUCUUCAAUUACUAUGAAAUCAACUGGACCACGGGGACAGCAAGCGGCGGGGACCCCCUGACAGGUCUUGGGGGAGUGAUGGCACAGGCAGGAUUUAACGGUGGGAACCUCAGCAACUUCUUCAGCCUCCCGGGGUCCAGAACCCCCGACAUUGUGAACAUCCAGGAGACCACGAACGUCAACGUUCCCGGCCGCUGGGCGUUCAAAGUGGACGGGAAAGAGAUUGACCCGGCCAAUGGCUGCACCUCCAGAGGGCAGUUCCUGCGGCGAGGGGAGGUGUUCUGGGAGGACCUGAACUGCACCAUCAAGUGCCGCUGCCUGGACUUCAACAAUGAGAUCUACUGCCAGGAGGCCGCUUGCAGCCCCUAUGAGGUGUGCGAGCCCAAAGGCAAGUUCUCCUCCUGCAGCCCCGUGGAGACCGGCACCUGUGUGGUGUUCGGGGAGCCGCACUACCGCACCUUCGACGGCUUCGUCUUCCAUUUCCAGGGCUCCUGCGCCUACCUGCUGGCCCGGCACUGCGUGCGGGCGGCCCACCUCCCCUUCUUCAGCGUGGAGGCCAAGAACGAGCGCCGGGCCGGCAAGGCCGUCUCCACGCUGAGGGAGCUCUCCGUGGAGGUGAACGGCUACAAGAUCCUCAUCCCCAAAGGGAGCUACGGGAAAGUCAAGGUGAAUGAUCUAGUGACUUCUUUGCCCAUCACCUUAGACUUGGGGGCUGUGAAAAUCUACCAGAGUGGCAUGUCCACUGCCGUGGAAACAGAUUUUGGGCUCUUAGUGACGUUUGAUGGCCAGCACUACGCCUCCAUCUCCAUCCCGGGCUCCUACACCAACUCCACCUGCGGGCUCUGUGGGAACUACAACAAGAACCCGCUGGACGACUUCCUCCGCCCGGACGGUAGGCCGGCCAUGUCUGUGCUGGAUCUGGGAGAGAGCUGGCGGGUCUACCAUGCUGAGUGGCUAUGCGACUCGGGCUGCGUGGACAACUGCACCCAGUGCGACACGGCCACCGAGGCCCUGUACUUCGGCCCCGACUACUGCGGCUUCCUCAACAAGACAGACGGGCCCCUGUGGGAGUGCGGCACCGUGGUGGACCCCACGGCCUUCGUGCACAGCUGCGUGUAUGACCUGUGCAGCGUGAGGGACAACGGGACUCUCCUCUGCCAAGCCAUCCAGGCCUAUGCCCUCGUGUGCCAAGCCCUCGGCAUUCCGAUCGGAGACUGGCGCCUCCAGACUGGGUGUGUAUCCACGGUGCAGUGCCCCAGCUUCAGCCACUACUCUGUGUGCACCAGCAGCUGCCCGGACACGUGCGCAGACCUCACGGCCUCGCAGACCUGCGCCUCGCCCUGCACAGAGGGCUGUGAGUGCAAUGAUGGCUUCGUCCUCAGUGCCAGCCAGUGCGUCCCACUGCACGAGUGCGGCUGCGACUUCGACGGCCGCUACUACACUCUGGGGGAGUUCUUCUGGGCCACGGCCAACUGCACAGUGCAGUGCCUGUGCGAGGAGGGCGGCGACGUGUACUGCUUCAACCGGACCUGCCGUGCCGACGAGGUGUGCACCGUGGAGCAGGGCCACCGCGGCUGCUUCCCCCGGCGCGAGACCGUGUGCCUGCUCAGCCAGGACCAGGUGCUGCACACCUUCGAUGGCGCCGCCUUCGCCUUCCCCGCCGAGUUCUCCUACACGGUGCUCAGGACCUGCCCCGAGCAGCCCGAGUACUUGGAGAUUGACAUCAACAAGAAGAAGCCCGACGGAGGGCCUGCCGGGCUGCGAGGCCUCCGGAUCCUGGUGGCCAACCAGGAGGUUAAGAUCGGAGGGGUCGGGGCCUCGGAAGUCAAGGUGAACGGCCAGGAGGUGGAACUGCCUUUCUUCCACCUCUCGGGGAAGCUGGAGGUUCACCGGACCCAGAACAGCACGACGGUGGAGUCCAAGGGCGUGGUGAGCGUGCAGUACUGGGCCUCGGGGCUGCUGUACGUGCGCCUGUCCACCGUCUACUUCAACUGCACCGGCGGCCUGUGCGGCUUCUUCAACGCCAACGCCAGCGACGAGUUCUGCCUCCCCAACGGCAAGUGCACGGACAACCUGGCCGUGUUCCUGGAGAGCUGGACCACCUUCGAGGAAAUCUGCAACGGCGAGUGCGGGGACCUGCUCAAGGCCUGCGGCAACGACUCGGAGCUGCUCAAGCUCUACCGCAGCCGCGCGCGCUGCGGCGUCAUCAACGACCCGUCCAACAGCUCGUUCCUGGAGUGCCACGGCGUGGUCAACGCCACCGCCUACUACCGCACCUGCCUCUUCCGCCUCUGCCAGAGCGGCGGCAACCUGUCCGAGCUCUGCGACGCCGUGGCCCGCUACGCUGGCGCCUGCAAGAACGCCGACGUGGAGGUGGGGCCCUGGCGCACCUACGACUUCUGCCCUCUGGACUGCCCGGAGAACAGCCACUUUGAGGAAUGCAUGACCUGUACAGAGACCUGCGAGACGCUGGCCCUGGGCCCCAUCUGUGUAGACAGCUGCUCGGAGGGGUGUCAGUGCGACGAGGGCUAUGCCCUGCAAGGCAGCCAGUGUGUUGCCCGGAGCGAGUGUGGCUGCAACUUUGAGGGGCACCAACUUGCCACAAACCAGACCUUCUGGGUGGACCUGGACUGCCAGAUCUUCUGCUACUGCAAUGGCACGGACAACAGCGUCCACUGCGAGACCGUCCCCUGCAAGGAUGAUGAGUACUGCAUGGAGGAGGGCGGCCUGCACUACUGCCAGCCCCGCACCGAUGCCUCCUGCAUCGUCUCAGGCUACGGCCACUACUUGACCUUCGACGGCUACGCCUUUGACUUCCAGACCAGCUGCCCACUCAUCCUGUGCACCACGGGAAGCAGGCCGAGCGCAGAGUCAGUCCCCAAGUUUAUUGUCACGGCCAAGAAUGAGGACCGGGACCCAUCACUGGCCUUGUGGGUCAAGCAGGUGGACGUGACCGUGUUUGGCUACAGCAUAGUGAUUCACAGGGCCUACAAGCACACUGUGCUGGUCAACAAUGAACGGCUGUAUCUCCCUUUGAAACUGGGUCAAGGGAAGAUAAAUAUCUUUUCCUUUGGCUUCCAUGUGGUGGUGGAGACAGAUUUUGGCCUGAAGGUCGUGUAUGACUGGAAGACCUUCCUGUCAAUCACAGUCCCACGGACCAUGCAGAAUGGCACCUCCGGUUUGUGUGGCCGCUAUAACGGCAACCCCGACGACGACCUGGAGAUGCCCAUGGGGCUGCUUGCAUCCAGCAUCAAUGAGUUUGGGCAGAGCUGGGUGAAGAGGGACACCUUCUGCCAGGUGGGCUGUGGGGACCGCUGCCCCUCCUGUGCCAAGGUGGAAGGCUUCUCCAAGGUGCAGCAGCUGUGCAGCCUGAUCCCCAACCAGAACGCGGGCUUCACCAAGUGUCACAGCAAAGUCAACCCCACCUUCUUCUACAAGAACUGCCUGUUUGACUCCUGCAUCGAUGGGGGCGCGGUGCAGACGGCCUGCAGCUGGCUGCAGAACUACGCCAGCACCUGCCAGACACAGGGGAUCGCUGUGACCGGCUGGAGGAAUUACACAUCCUGCUCCCCCAGUAACCAGCGUUCAAAUUGCUGUCUCUUCGAACUUGAGUACUUUAGAUACUACAUCCACUACGAGAGCUGCGUGAGUGUGUGCCAGCCGCGCUGCCGCAUCCGCCUCAAGAGCGACUACCACUACUGCGUGGAGGGCUGCCAGUGCGGGGGCUACGUGCUCAACGGCAAGAGCUGCAUCCUGCCGCACAGCUGUGGCUGCUACGCCGAUGGCAAAUACUACGAGGUGGGCGCCCGACCCGCUGCUGCCGUCCAAAUCCGGCCGAGGAGAUGCCCCCCUGCGCCAACGGGGGUGCGCGGCUGCUUCAGCACCAGGACCUCCUACUGCCUGGCGGCUGGCGGCGGCGUCUUCCGCACCUUCGACGGCGCCUUCCUGCGCUUCCCUGCCAACUGCGCCUUCGUGCUCUCCACCAUCUGCCAGAAGCUGCCCGACAUCUCCUUCCAGCUCAUCAUCAACUUCGACAAGUGGUCGUCCCCCAACCUCACCAUCAUCUCGCCCGUCUACUUCUACAUCAACGAGGAGCAGAUUCUCAUCAGCGACCGCAACACCGUCAAGGUGAACGGCACACAAGUGAAUGUCCCUUUUAUAACUGGGUUGGCAACCAAAAUCUACAGCAGCGAAGGGUUCCUGGUGAUUGACACCAGCCCCGACAUCCAGAUAUACUACAACGGCUUCAACGUCAUAAAAAUCAGCAUCAGCGAGAGGCUGCAGAACAAAGUGUGUGGCCUCUGUGGCAACUUCAAUGGGGACUUAACUGACGACUACGUGACCCUGCGGGGGAAGCCAGUGGUGAGCAGUGUGGUGCUGGCCCAGAGCUGGAAAACCAACGGCAUGCAGAAGAGUUCCAUGCCGUGCAAGUCCAGAGUGAACACGGCACCUGCUUGUUGGUGUGGAAGUCAAGUGUGCGCGUUCCUGUUCUCCCUUUUAGCAGGAGUGGUGGACGAUCCCUGCGUGGGGGCCGACUGUCCCAACCGGACCUGUGAGCUGGACAACGGCGGGGAGCUGUGCGGCUGCAUCGAGCCUCCCCCCUACGGGAACAACUCGCACGACAUCAUCGAUGCGGAGGUGACCUGCAAGGCGUCCCAGAUGGAGGUGUCCAUCUCCAAGUGCAAACUCUUCCAGCUCGGCUUCGAGAGAGAGGGCGUGAGGGUCAAUGACAGGCAGUGCACGGGCAUCGAAGGGGAAGACUUCAUCUCCUUUCAGAUCAACAACACCAAAGGCAACUGCGGGAACAUCGUGCAGUCCAAUGGCACUCACAUCAUGUACAAGAACACAAUCUGGAUAGAAAGCGCCAACAACACAGGCAACAUCAUCACCAGGGACCGGACCAUCAACGUGGAGUUCUCGUGUGCUUACGAGCUGGACAUCAAGAUCUCCUUGGACUCGGUGGUGAAGCCCAUGCUGAGUGUCAUUAACCUGACCGUUCCAACCCAAGAGGGCAGCUUCACCACCAAGAUGGCGCUCUACAAAAAUGCCUCCUACAAGCACCCGUACCGCCAGGGCGAGGUGGUGCUGACCACGCGAGACGUGCUGUACGUCGGGGUCUUUGUGGUCGGAGCUGAUGCCACCCAUUUGAUCCUGACGCUGAACAAGUGCUAUGCCACACCCUCACGCGACAGCAAUGACAAACUCCGAUACUUCAUCAUUGAAGAAGGGUGUCAGAACAUUAAAGACAACACCAUUGGCAUCGAGGAGAAUGGGGUCUCCCUCACCUGCCGCUUUCACGUCACAGUCUUCAAGUUCAUCGGGGAUUAUGAUGAAGUCCAUCUUCACUGCGCAGUGUCACUCUGCGAUUCGGAGAAGUACUCCUGCAAAAUAAAUUGCCCACAAAAUUCCAGGAUUGCCACAGAAUAUACCAAAGAACCUAAAGAACAGAUCAUUUCAGUGGGACCCAUUAGGAGAAAAAGGCUGGACUGGUGUGAGGACAACGGAGGGUGUGAGCAGAUCUGCACCAGCCGGGUGGAGGGGCCCCUGUGCAGCUGUGUGACGGGCACCCUGCAAGAGGACGGCAAGAGCUGCCGAGCCUCUAAUUCUUCCACUGAGCGUCAAGUCUGGACACUGCUUCUCGUCAUGACCCAGAUUUCAUUGUGGCAUUUUGUGUAUAAAUCAGUCACGACCUCAUAA
Molecule: messenger RNA, 6234 nt
Organism: Myotis lucifugus (little brown bat)
Lineage: Eukaryota; Metazoa; Chordata; Mammalia; Chiroptera; Vespertilionidae
Gene: TECTA
Product: tectorin alpha
Biological process (GO): cell-matrix adhesion
Molecular function (GO): protein binding
Source: RefSeq, a predicted model, not a curated record